This is a messenger RNA of Sitodiplosis mosellana (orange wheat blossom midge), 868 nucleotides long. RefSeq lists its product as uncharacterized. NCBI's taxonomy places the organism in Eukaryota, Metazoa, Arthropoda, Insecta, Diptera, Cecidomyiidae. The transcript is spliced from 3 exons. Bases 318 to 839 code for a protein of 173 amino acids. The record is from RefSeq and is a predicted model, not a curated record.
AAAUUUAAAUUUCAACUCUAGUUGCUAUUUUUCUAAUGGCCACGGCGAGUAAACAAUCCUAAAAACUUUUUGAAGAAAAGUAAAAGUCUCUAGUAACGUAGUUUUUAAAUGGAAUUUCUAUCGUGAUGAAUCGUGCAAAUGGCUUCGAUUUCUGAUUUUCAUUCAUAUCACAUAUUAACGCAUUAUGUUGAAAUAAAGAGAAGAAGAGAAAAAACAAUAACUGCUGCAUAUUUCGUUGCGUGACAUUUCGUUCAUCAAUUAAACGUCGAUUGAAUUUUAAUCAAGCAUGCAAUCGAUUUUGAAUAACGAAAGCAAAUAUGAACACUUUGUGUCAACGGAAAAUAGUGGCACACACAAUUGUUCAUUGUUGGCGAAUCAACAUCGUUUUUUAUUGUGAGCAGAGAGCUUUUGAAAAUUGCAAAAUAAUGAUAUAUUUGAAGUGUAUUUUCGGAAUUUUGUUCAUUCUUUCCGUGGUAUUGGGAAAUUGUUCAGCAACAUUGGACUUAUCGAAUUUAAAUGUGAAUGAUUUUCAAUUCUUCCGUUACCAACAAACACUUCCGAAUGGUGAACUUCGCCAAGUGAAGCCGCCACCGCCAUCCUUCGAGAGUCAUAUUCAACAUGCUAAAGCAGUGGGUAAGUUCGUGCAGAGGCUAUUGUUCGGAUACACCGGAGAUGAUGGUAAAACCAUUCCAAUGGUGUUUCCACCGACUGUUGAUCAUUUACGUGAGAGAUUUGAACGUCGAUAUGGGUAUCGUGGUCAAUACUUGGUCGAACAGUUAGGAAAUGGAUACUUUCGCCACAGUUCCGGUUACACACCAUGCCAUACUUGUAGAAUUUGAUUGGGAAAAAUGGCAAAAAAGUGCAGAAU